Strongyloides ratti is the source of this 255-nucleotide messenger RNA. Its product is annotated as ThiamineS/Molybdopterin converting factor subunit 1 family and Beta-grasp domain and Molybdopterin synthase/thiamin biosynthesis sulphur carrier, beta-grasp domain-containing protein. The transcript is spliced from 2 exons. The record is from RefSeq and is a predicted model, not a curated record. The coding region runs from base 1 to 255 and encodes 84 amino acids. Lineage: Eukaryota; Metazoa; Nematoda; Chromadorea; Rhabditida; Strongyloididae.
AUGCCAGAAAAGAAUAUUCUUUUAUUUGGAUCUGCUCGUGAAUCAUAUUCAAGUAGUGUUAAAAUAGAUUUUCCAAAGAUAGUCAAAGGGAAAGUGAUUAAAGAUAUCAUAUUUCAAAAAUUAGAUAAAAUAUCAUAUUUAAAAGAUUGUUCAAUGUUAGCGAUUAAUCAAGAGUAUGUUAAUGAUUUUGAAGUUGAAAUAAAUAUGGAUGAUGUUAAAGAGAUAGCUAUUUUACCACCAUUGUCUGGUGGGUAA